UUGAUUUGCAGCACAGCUCAUGACAACAAUCAUGAUGACAGUGAAAUGUUUGAAGAGAAACAGAGAUCAUCAGUGUGUUUAAACUGCGAAACCUUUUAAAGAUUGACUUGGAAACCUGACGGACAGGUGUUUUUAAGUGUCCAAAUACUUUUGGGGGCCUUGCAUAAGAUUCCACAACCAUCCCCGAGUGGGACUAGUUGGACAGAUACUGUGGGUUUUUCCCUAUCUUUCAAUUCAAUUCAGGACUAUAAGUAGAUUUUUAUGAGGAACACUAAUUUUGAAGCUGUACUGCCUUUCAGAUUUUUCAAGUUUAGGUCAUAAAAAGAAUUUUCCCCUGACACCCAAUUAUUUUUUGGUUAGUGGAGAAAACGCUACUGAAUUCAAAUCACAGACUUCCAAUUUUAUUAGGGGUUUUUUUUUCGAACAAUGAAUGAACUGAGGGCAAUGUGACGCUAAAUUCUCCGCUAUUUUUUCCUGCUUCACCAUGACCCAAUUCAAGAUACUAUGUCAUGCAUCACGUGUUGGGCUUUCCCCGUUCUUGCAAGGCAUUGUGGGAUACAAAUUUGGAACAGGAGAAAAAAAUGGAGGAUGUGAGUGUGCGAAUGAAACGUGAAAGACUGACUCCAGUCAAGUCAACUUUAUUGUCAAAUAUUCUAUACAUGCUCGACAUACAGCACAGAUGAAAUUUCAGUCCUCUCUGACCCACGGUGCAAACAGGCAAUGCAAAAAAUAAAAAUAGAAUAAUUGAAAAACAAACAAUAUAAACAGUAUAAACACUCUAGAUAGGAACUAGACAUAGACUAAACACUCAUAUAUACACCCACACACACACAUAUGUAAAUUGGUGCAAAUAAACAAACAGUCAAGGGCACUUGAGGUAUAGCAGGUACAGUAACGGAAAGUGAGAAGAAAAGAUGCUAUGUUGCGAAGGAAAGGAAAUGCAGGACCAAACUAAUAAAUAUCAGUGGUCAGCGAACACCUCGGCGUGAUCAGCGGUUCGUUUAGCGACAGAAUGAUGGAACUGUCAGGGCAGGGUCAAAGGUAAACCUGUAGAUGGCAGUAAUGCAAUACUGUGGAUGCUAGCUGCUGUAAAACCCAAAAGAAGUAGCAGAUAAACCUGCACAUGCGCACACGGACUUCUUCUGUCCGCUUGACUGCACGAAACGAGCGAUUUGAUGCACAUUAUUUGCUUGGGAAUCCCCUCAAAUCACUUCCCAGCCACAGAAUGGCCUCUGUUUUUUUUUUUUAAUCCCCCGCUGGCCUAAAUGCCCGAAGAGGGAUUAAGUGGUGGCGAAGUCCGUCCGUCUGUCUGUCCAUCCUUCCAUCCCAGAAAGGGUUCUCACCUUCUGAAAUCAACUCCUCUCACAAUUUUUGGAGGAAUUUCACGAAACUUGGCCAAAGGCUUUGUUAUAGGACAGUCAUGCGCAUAUUGCAAUAUAUGAGGGAAUUAAAGAAACUAAGGAACAAAGAAAAUCAGUACCACGCCCUAAGCCUGAAGACAAGGCAAAAACCGUUUUGUCUACAUCUCCUGUUACUACACCACCUACAGCCUCCGCCCUACCACCGCUGUAUAAGGGAUCGAAUAACGUUCCCGCUCCUGCAUCCACACCGGUCCCAAAACUAUAUCCAGAAAGAGGGGAAUUGUAAGGAUUUAUUAAGGCAUUAAUCUAUUUUGUCAGUAUUUUUGCUUAAAAUUCAAUUGCUAUCAUAAGAACAUUCUGCUUAUUAUUGAUAAGAAAUGUGUCUGAACAUUUUGCUUAUUAUUGAUCAGAAAUAUGUCUGGACAUUCUGCUUAUUAUUGCAUACCAUUGUGAUAACGUGUUCUGCUUUGCUGUGGAUAACCUGACCUACUCCGAGCAAGGUCUUUCUCCCACACACACACACAUACUCACACACACACACACACGCACACACACACAUGCGCGCACACACACACACACACACACACACACAUAUAAAAGUCUUCUGUUGAAAAAGUAUUCUGGGGACUUGUGAAUAAAGACUGUGAAACUAUUCUUGUUCCUGUCUUGCUUCACGAUUUGCCCCAGAGCUCUGGGUGACACGAAGGGACCGAUCUGUGAGAGGGUGAUCGCUCCAGUUGGAGCAAGAGGAAGAGACAGUGAAUCUCUGACCUAACAGUUUUGGGGGCUCAUCCGGGAUACUCCUGAUCAGGUAAGAAAUCUCUUUUAUUUUAAGGGACUUCCGCCUGGUUGGUAGUAUCCAAAAACCCAUUUAUCCCCGUGAGAGUUGCCACGGGAUGGGUCCGUAUGAGUUACCACGGAAUAAUUAGCGCACGCGUAAAAUCUAGUUUUAUCUCGAGACGGUCCUUCCGUGUCACCAUGGGGGGAAAUUGUGUUAAGGCACCCAGACCGGACCCCAAGGAAACCCAACGGGAUUGGAUGAAUCGCUGUGGUUUAGCAUUCUACACCAGUCCGUGGUUAGACGAUUUGGCCGGCUGGACUGAAUCCCAGCCUCAGUUUUUGACUUAUCCUCGUGCAGGAACUUUUAAACCAGAGUAUCUCGCCUCGGCACAUAGACAAAUAUACGAGGGAUUGGGCGACCCAGAAUGGGAUUAUGAUUAUAUGACUAAAGGCUAUUUAGAAUGGGUCAGAAUGAAACAAUAUGGGACGAUUUUCAUGGAAUUAAAAAAAUAUAUAUCCAGAUUUAAGUAACCUUUCAUGCCCUGCUGAUAGCGCUCCCAGCGCGUCUGCAUCUCUUGAGACAGGUGCUAAACCUGAGAAACCCAAGGCAGGUAAAAAACCCUCUGUAAGCUCAAAUAUGCUGGUACUAAAAAACGAGACUGACGACUCUGAUGAGGAUGACGACGAUGAUGUGGGACCAGAUAGAGGUUCCCUUCCACCGCCGCCUUCCCCCGUGAAUGCCGCUUGUGUAUGGGUUAAGAAGGGCAGGGGGCUGAAAAUCACUCCGCCUUCUGCAUCAGACCUAAAAGAUAUUAUUAAAAUGUUGUCUCCGUUAGACAGACCACUUAACUUCGUAGACAUGCUUGCAAAAAUGUCAUGACACUGCCAGCUGGUAGGAGCAGAUUACCGUUUUAUCCUUCAUGCCGUCCUAGGCGACAGUUAUGAUGAAGCUGCAUUAAUAGCUGCAGUGUCAUGUCUAGAUCCCAUAAAUGAUGAAUACGAAGUGGUUAAAACUAAGAUAGAAGUAGAUGACAGCAAAACCACCACAAAGAAUGAGUUUAAGCUCUACUGGAAGGAUACCAGUAAAGCCAUGAGGGUUACUAAUUGUAAACAGGAGAGGGCUGAACUCACUUCAAAGUUUCUGACGCAUUUCAGCGAGACGUGGACUUGUCUGGGAAAUAUGCAGUUAGAUCAGCAGCAAGCCAACCCGCUCUUUACUUCGAUAUUUUUGAAUAAUUGUCGUCCUGACAUACAGAAGGUUCUGAAAUAUCAGUUAAGUGACCGUAGCAAUAUGAUCACUACAGCCUCUCUCUCCAGCAUGCAUUCUUUCCUCAGCCAAUAUUGAGCAGAACUGUUGAUAAGUGCUCACAGACUGACCCAGUUACAGAUAUCAACAAUACAAACGAAACAACCAUCCAUGCAAGCACAGCAGAGAUGCUUCAACAAGGACACACAGCCAUCUGGGGCAGACUGCCAAGGAUAUCAACAAUCACAUGGAGAAUGUGAGCAUGUUGUUAACAAUGGGCAGCCACAGAUAUCUGCAAUGGGCAGCCACAGAUAUCUCUCUUCUUCCCCCUUUAUUUUAUGUAAUUUUAUUUUCUAUUGUUUACUCAUCAUUCUUUUGUGUUUAUGCCACAGUGUCCCUUUAAUCUACUGGGGCGUGAUCUAACGAGUCUGUUACAUUUAUCCAUUUUGUUUCAGGGGUCUAGAAUGACUAUUUGCACCCCUGACUCUCUGCCUCCCGCCUUGGCUCAUCUCUCUUCAUGGAUGACUGCCCCAAAUAUCUCUGCUGUUUGUACUGCUGCUGUAAACCCUGUUGUAUUCUCUCCUACAGAUCCUUUGAGUGCCCUCCCCUCCUCCCUCUGGGCAGAACACAAGGACAAGGUUGGCCUGGUUCACUGUGUGCCUUAUGAGGUGUUCCUGUUGAAGAGCAGACACAGCCUUUGUUUGCCUUCAUGCACAGGGGGAGGCAGUAUACUUGGACACGUUUGCCUCAAGGUUUUAUUGACUCUCCUGCUGUUUUCUCAGCCGUAGUUCAGGACGCACUCCGUGACCUCUCCCUCCCCCAGGGCUCUGUGGUCCUGCAGUACGCACACGAUCUUCUGGUAUCUGCUGAAUCACCAGAAAUCUGCCAAGACGCCUCCUUACGCCUGCUCCAACAUCUGGCGCACAAGGGCUUUAAGGUUUCCAGGACCAAGCUGCAAUAUUGCAUGGACACUGUUAAGUAUUUGGGGUUUGAACUUUCACAAGGAUGUCGUAAGCUGUCAUCUGACCGGGUGCGGGUGAUUCUGGACACAAAGCGCCCUGCAACUAAACAUGCACUGAUGGCUUUCCUGGGUCUUAUUAAUUACUGUAGACAAUGGAUCCCUGACUGCUCUUUAUAUGACAAGAUUCUCCGUUCUGCAAUCUCUCAUCAUGAUCCACUGCAGCACCCUUUGACCUGGACUGCCACUAUGAUGGACGCUUACCACUCCCUCAAAAGCGCCCUUUGUUCAGCCCCGGCCCUAGGUCUACCCGACUACUCCAAGCCCUUCCACCUCUAUGCCUGUGAACAUCAUGGCACAGCCUCUGUGGUGUUGGCCCAGGAGCAUGGGGGGGGAUGCGUCCUUGUGCGUUUUUAUCUAAAACGUUAGACACUGUUGCUCAAGGCUUACCUGCGUGUCUAAGGGCUGUCGCCGCAUGUGCUCUGAUGGUUUUAGAUGCGGAGAAAUUGGUUUUGUCUCACCCACUGAUCUUGCACUCGUCACAUCAAGUUAAACAGGUGUUGCAAAAUUUACAGACCCAACAUAUGACCGCGCAGCGCCGCUCCGGAUACGAAACCAUUCUCUGUUCUAUUAACAAUCUCGAAAUUCGUGUCACAUCCUCUUUCGAUACUGUAGGUCACGCUCUCGCACACCUCCUUAAUUCUCAGGAUGACACUCUGGAUGACACUGAUCAUGAUUGCCUGUCUGAAAUCGUACAUACUACUAGUAUCAGGUCCGACCUCUCCUCCAGCCCUCUAGGGAUGGGGGAAGUACUUUUUGUUGAUGGCUCUUGUUCUAAACCCUCAGACGGUGUUUUCCUCUGUGGUUACUCUGUGUGUUCACUGCCUGAUAUUGUGCAUGAGGCAUACGCUCUUCCUUUCUCCUCGGCUCAGGCAGCUGAGUUGUAUGCUCUCACGCGUGCCUGUAUUUUGUCUCAGGGCAAGGAUGUCACAAUCUACACAGACUCUCGUUAUGCCUUUGGUGUGGCUCAUGAUUUUGGGAAGAUUUGGCAGUCUCGAGGCUUCCAUGCCACAGAUGGGAAGCCCAUUUCUCACUCUACCUUAGUACAAAAUCUAAUUGAUUCUUGUCAUCUCCCUAGGUCACUCGCCAUAGUUAAAACUAAGGCGCAUGCCUCGGGAAACACACCUGAAAUCAUGGGUAAUUCUCUUGCCGAUCGCAUUGCAAAACUUGCUGCUGCCUCUGAUAUCAUCACGAGCGAUUGCUCUAAGACAACGAGGGAGGCUCAGCCUCCUCUAAAAAUGACGAACAUCGUGUAGGAUGAAUUGCGCUAGGCUUAUGUUAUAGCCGACCUUAUAACAUUGCUAUUUCAGAUCCAGAAUCAUAGAAAUAUAUGUGCUCAACCCAACUACAGUGCGAAAUCAUUCCGUUAUAACUUUCCCCAGUUUGCCUAAUGUGCGCGUGAGUUUUUCCCCCUCGUGACAGCGCGAUGCAGCCCAGCCUCAGUGGACUUCAAUGGCAUUUGGGAGCUAUGCACUUUCAAUAUCAAAAUGCAAGACGAUUAUUGGACAAAUACUGCGAAAACGCCCGUCCACGGAGUCUCACGGACUCCCAGCCUCAGUGGACUUCAAUGGCAUUUGGGAGCUAUGCGCUUUCAAUAUCAAAAUGCAAGACGGUUAUUCGACAAAUACUGCGAAAAUGCUCGCCCAUGGACUCCCAGCCUCACAGUGGGAGGGACAUGGCAAAGCUUUCCGCGAGGAGACUGGUGAUUGGUGAAAGCAGCCGGAUAUUUUCUUUGAUUGACAGCUCGUUUCAAAUAUAGACAGGCAGCGGUGAAUUUCAGUUCAGUCCCAUGCAGAUUCGCAAGUGCUGUGGU
Molecule: messenger RNA, 6218 nt
Organism: Neoarius graeffei (lesser salmon catfish)
Lineage: Eukaryota; Metazoa; Chordata; Actinopteri; Siluriformes; Ariidae
Exons: 2
Coding region: 4741-5661 (306 amino acids)
Molecular function (GO): nucleic acid binding; RNA-DNA hybrid ribonuclease activity
Source: RefSeq, a predicted model, not a curated record